Messenger RNA from Lepus europaeus (European hare), 5487 nucleotides. Its product is annotated as neuferricin. The transcript is spliced from 4 exons. Lineage: Eukaryota; Metazoa; Chordata; Mammalia; Lagomorpha; Leporidae. Bases 1616 to 2167 code for a protein of 183 amino acids. The record is from RefSeq and is a predicted model, not a curated record. Gene Ontology annotation, cellular component: endomembrane system; membrane.
UUCCCCACUUUGGCUGUUUGUGCUUUUGGCAUCCUAAGAAACCAUUGCUCAACCCAGGGUCACAUGUAUGUCUUCUUUUUUUUUUUUUUUAAGAAUUAUUUUAUUUAUUUGAAAGAAUUACAGAGAGAGAGAGAGAGAGAGGUCUUUCAUCCACUGGUUCACUCCCCAAAUGACCACAAUAGCUAGAGCUGAGCUGAUAUGAAGCCAGGAGCCAGGAGCUUCUUCCAGAUCUCCUACAUGGGUGCAGGGGCCCAAGGAUUUGGGCCAUCUUCCACUGCUUUUCCAGGCCAUAGCAGAGAGCUGGUUUGGAAGUGGAGCAGCUGGGACUCGAACUGGUGUCUGUAUGGGAUGCCAGCACUGCAGGCUGGGGCUGUAACCCACUGUGCCACAGCGCCAGCCCUAACAUAUAUGUCAUCUUCUAAGAAUUUUACACUUUAGCUGGUUCUUCCAAGUCAGUAAUUUGAGUUGAUUUUUGUUUCUGGUGUAGGGUAGGGGUGCAGUUUCAUUUUUUUUGCAUGUUGUCCUAUUUGUUGAAAAGCCUAUUCCUCCAGUCACUGAACUGCCUGGUACCCUUGCUGCAAAUCAGUCGGCUGUAAAUGUUUGGACUUCUUCAGUCAGUGUUUAUGGGGAAUGCACUGAAGAUCAAGUACUGUACCAGGUGCCAGGGAAUUGGUAUGAAUGAGUUCGGUGUGUUCUCUUCCCUUAUGAAACCUACAGACUAUUAGAAAAUAGGACCAGUAAAUGGGUAUCACACAAUUAAUGCAAUGUUUUUGUAAUAAAAGUUAAAAGAGAAAACUAAUGCCACCAGUGGAGGAAGGGGAGGAAGAGAAGGGAACAGUGAACAAUGAAGAAAGUGGCCGUGCAGGGUUGGCGGCAGCUGGUGCAAGGUGCUGUAUGACGUGGAGGAAUUUGGACACCGUCACAGGGCAGAGGAAAGCCACGGAUGGCUGUUUUUGGCAGUAGAGUGACACAAUCAAUUUGUGUUUAAAAUAUCUGCCUAAGGGGUGGGUGUUGUGGCACAGUGGAUUAAACCAUCACCUUGGCUGCCAACAUCCCUGUCUGAGGGCUUGGGCUUGAGUCCCUUUCUGCCUCUGAUCCAGUUCCUGCUAACACACUUGGGAGGCAGCAGAAAAUGGUCCAAAUACUUGGGUUCCUGCCACCAUCGUGGACGACCAGAAUGGAAUUCCUGGCUCCUGGCUCAAUCCUGACUGUUGUGGGCAUUUGGGAAGUGAGCUAAGGAAUGGAGGAUCUCUCUCCAUCUCUCUGUUGCUCUGCCUUUCAAAUACACAAACAAAACUUUAAAGAAAAAUCUGCCUGAGAGAUGUAUGUAGACUAGGUGGUGGGGUAAGAAUGCGUGUUGGGGCCUGCCAGGGGUCUGUUGCCCGGGUUCUGAUGAGGCGAUGGCAGGCCGGGCCUGCUCAGGUAUGUGGAGGCGGGAGGACUGAUAGCAGAGCUGUUUGCUGAGAGAACUGAGGACCCAAGGGUGGAGCUACAAGGACCACCUGCCUGGGUCGAGCAGCUGGUCGACAUUUGCUGAGAUAGGUGCUUGUUUCCUGGCCUGGGCUUGCUGCUGGGCAUUGGUUCCACAUGGAGGUUUGGAAGUUGAGACGUGUGUAUGACAAGCCGGGACGCCUCCAGAGCAUUUGUGACCGGAGACUACUCUGAAGCAGGCCUCGUGGAUGACGUCUCUGACUUGUCCUUCUCCGAGAUGCUCACGCUGCAAAACUGGCUUUCAUUCUAUGAGAAGAAUUACGUAUGUGUUGGAAGGGUGAUAGGACGCUUCUACAGUGAGGACGGGCAGCCCACCCCAGAGCUGACCCACGUAGAAGCCAUGAUCACCAAAGGCUUGGAGGCCAAUAAACAGGAGUGGAAGGAGAAGCAGAAGUUCCCGCCAUGCAACACUGAGUGGAGUGCGGCCAGGGGCAGCCGGUUCUGGUGUUCCCAACACAGCGGAGGGGUGAGCAGAGACUGGAUUGGUGUCCCCAGGAAGCUGUAUAAGCCAGGGGCCAAGGAGCCCCACUGCGUGUGUGUGAGAACCACCGGCCCCCCCAGUGAGCAGAUGCUGGACAGCCCCACCCACAGAAAUCGCGGGGACCUGGACCACCCUGGCCUGCAGGAGUACCCAGGCUGCCCCCCUCUGGCCAUCACGUGCUCCUUCCCACUCUGAGUUGGCGCCCUCUGAUAAAACAGGGAGAACCCUCCCCAGAGACACCCCGGGCGUGGCUCCUGGCAUGGAACAGGAGGCCGUGGAAGGACUGGUCACUCUCUGCAGACGCACUCGGCCUCCUCCCUGCAGUGUGCCUUUCUGCUGAGCGGCGCAGGAGCUGGGCAGCGGGACUGGGCGGCCUCCUGGACGCGCUCCCCUGGGGCCACUUGCCAUCUUCCUUCAGAACCCUCCCAAGAUGACCACCUUGCAUAACUGGCCAUCACGGGAGAUCUGUGGGCUCUGGUAGCUGCCUUCCCAUGGGCUGCCGGGCUGCCUGCCCCUGCUGCUGGCCUGGGCCCUGCCAGGCGAGAGGGGCUCACAUGCUUCCCCAGCCAGCGAGCAGAAACAGCAGGUGUCCCCCAAAGCCUUGAGACCGCAGGGCACCUCUGGCUGGAUGCCCCGCUGGCUACACCUGUGACUCCGGCUCUUACGACCUUCUCACAAGGAAGACCGCGCUAAGGCAACUUGAAUGUAUCACCAGAAGUCCACUGGGUGGACAGGCCCUCCAGCGAGGGCUGCUGACACGGGCAGGCUCAUGGUGGACAUGGAGCGUCUGAACGACGAUGUCAAGCAAGGAUGCUGUCCCUCAUUCAGACCCUGAUCAGAUGGGGCUUGUUUUCAAAGGGAGAAGCCUGCGUUUUGAGCCAAAGAUUGUUCUGCAGCUCACGCAAGGUAAAUGGAGAGAGUGCCCGCUUCCAAGAUGGCUGCGGCGGCGGUGUCGGGCGUGCUGGGCCGGGCUGGCUGGAGGCUCCUGCAGCUGUGUUGCCUGCCGGGUGAGGCCGAGGCUGAGUCCCGGACAAGGGAGGAGCAGGGAGGAGGUGCGAGGUGGCGGGGAGCUGGGUGCGCGGCGGGAGGUGCGGUCAUGGCGGCCGGCGAGCAAGGUGAGGUGAAGGGCAGCAGCGCCGAGUCCCCGGCGCCGCGAGCUGGAGCGGGCUGUGUGGCCGGCUUUGGUCUUCAUCUCGAACUGUGAGGGACCAGAGCGCUGGCGCAGGGCCUGUCACCCCCGUUUCUUGGAGCUGACGGAGCUCAGCGAGGGCUGGGGACGCCCAAGGUCACAUAGGUCGUGGGCUGCUGGCCUGGCGGGCCUGGCCAAGCGCCGGGGCAGGACCGCUAGGAGGACCUUGGUCCUGCCCCCGCCCUUCGCCAACUCUGGGGUGUUCUCUUACCCCCUGUGCUGCUGUAGGCUCCGUGUUUUUAUUUCUGUGUCCAAGUUCUUAGGAACGGACCUUGGCAUUACUACAUAAAUGGAAAGGCGGUGUCCCCCUUCGUAAGUGGAAUGUAUGCACUGUCGCAUUAACGUAAACAUACAACUCAUGAUGUAGUCGCCUGUGUUUCUCCUCAGGUCUCAGUGGCCCAUCCUGUGGGGCCUCCCCCUUUUCAGUUCAAAGUUUUCUCCAGUUUUUUUUUUUUUCUGUGCAUACAAGAAAAUGUUGAUAUUUUUGCUAUGCAUCAUCCUGUUUCUUUUUAAAAAGUUUCCUGAAUUAUUGUUUUUUUUUUUUUGUAAAAGAUGAGUGUCCAUUUUGUUUUCAUACACAAUGUCCAAUUAAAGAUCUUUAGUUAAAAAAAAAAAAAAAAGGUAAAUGGAGAGCAGCACAUGAGGUUCGGAACCAGACGGUUCCAGCUUCCGGUGGCUGGGCUGGAGGUGUAAGACAUGUCUCAUACCCACCCCCUCUGGAGUUCUUAAAUAGAGGGGUGGGGGGCUAUCCUUUUUUAUUUACUUAUUUAAAAUGAAGGGAAUUCCUAUUUUCCCCCUCUAUUUAUGUAUUUGAAAGGCAUACAGGAAGCUGAGAUCCUUCACCUGCUGGUUCACUCCCCAAAUGGCCACAAUGGCCAGAGCUGGACCAGGCUGAACCCAGGAGCCAGGAGCUCUACUAGGGUCUCUUGUGUGGGAGGCAGGGGCCCAAGCACGUGGGCCAUCUUCUGCUUUCCCACACGCAUUACCAGGGAGCUGGAUCGGGAGUGGAGCAGCCAGCACUCACGGGGUGCCGGCAGUGCAUACAGCAGCUUAACCCACUGUGCCACGAUGCGGACCGUGUUCAGCUGUCGCCUAAGCCUUCAUCUCUGCUCCUCUUCCGUCUUCUCUACGUACUCCUCAUGCUUCCUCCACCGCCUUGGUCAGUAUCACUCACAGCUUUCCAGAUUGACCUACCGGUCCCUCCACUGGUGGCUGGGCGCCCCUGGCCCAUGCUGUUCUUACACCUGGCUUUGGAUCAUGGCUCCUUCUGCCACCCCAGGGCCUUCCUCACCUCUAACCUCUCCCUGCUCGUUUCUCCCACUUCAUAAAAUGUUCCCCUUUAGCACCCCUAGUUCUUCGUAGCUGCCCUAUGUACUUCCUACCGCAGAUGGCCCUCAAACACGUGGGCCGCCCUCCACUGCCUUUCUCAGGCCACUAACAGGGAGCUGGAUCAGGAAGUUGAGCAGCAAAGACACGAACCAGGUGGCAGCUUAACCCCCACUAUCACGGUGCCGGUCCCCACCGGCUUAGCGCCCCCCCCCCCCCCGCCCCGUCUCUGUGGUUCAGCCUCCUGCCCCAGCAGCUCCUGUGGUCGCUUCGGUUCUCCCCUCCAUCUCUUGUACAGGACCCCGUCUACCACGAGGUCCUCCCUAAAGCUCCCCUUGGGCUGGUCCUCAUCUCCCCUCUCCCUCUGGCCAUUCCUUCUUGGCCUUCCUGGAGCUCUGCCCCGCCACGCACUCCUGUUGGCUUUUCCCUCCUUAGCACCUGGCCUGCCCACCUGCUACUCCAGGCAGCUCUCCAGAGUGGUCCUGGCCUUCCAUCUUCAUCUUCCCCUCCAGCGGGCCUCCCACUUCUCCACUGGUGGCACCACCAUCCACAGUGCGCCACCGAGCAGGCAAUCCCAUGUCCCCGGUAGCCAAGUCCAGGCCACCCCACCUCCGGGCUCUCUCCUUUCCAUCCCCUCUGUCACCAGUGCCGUCCUCUGAGUGAGGCUGUCAUGUCUCGCCUGGGUUGCUGCACUCCAGUGAGGCAUCGUCCUAAGUCUCCUGGGGGCCGCCUCAUCUGUGAGGGUCAAGUGCCAGCUCUUAAGCCCCUGGGCAUAGGAUGCCCUUCCAUGGCCGUCUCUUCCGGGCCUGUGUCCUUCCCAUCCCCUCCUUUCCCACAGGCUCUCUCCAGCUGCUCUGUUAGUCCAACUCCCCAGUCCUGAGACGGCAGCUCCCCCAGCUCAGCAGCUGCAUCCUGAUGCCGGUUCCCUCAGUUGGGGCGGCACUUUGUGCUCGCUCCUCAGGGUUCUUCACAGUGUGCUUUUUUUUUUUUUUUUUUUUUU